Molecule: messenger RNA, 1041 nt
Organism: Penicillium malachiteum
Lineage: Eukaryota; Fungi; Ascomycota; Eurotiomycetes; Eurotiales; Aspergillaceae
Exons: 1
Coding region: 1-1041 (346 amino acids)
Source: RefSeq, a predicted model, not a curated record
AUGGCUGACACCACCCUCCCUAUCGGCGCUCUCUUACUGGGCAGCCUUCCUCUAUCCUCGAAUGAAGAAGUUCUUUCUACGAUGUGCCAGUCCCUCACAGGUCGCCUUAAGUACAUCCCAGAUGGUGAGACUGGCGAGAGAUAUAACUGGAUUCGUUGGGAAGCAAAAUGUUUCCCUUCGGAAGCACUGGAACCAUUCCUUGGGGGCGUACCUCUGCCCGAUGAUCAUGCAGGCUUCAGUCAAGAGGAUGUCAAACCAAGUCAAUUGGACCGAGUGGCUAUAGAGUUGUACGCAAAAUUCAAGGACUUCCGCAGCAAAGGAAUCAUCCCAGUUGAUGUGCGCUUCCAAGUCUGCCUUCCGACCCCAUUAUCAUGUAUUCAAGGUCACUGUCGUGCAGAUGUCCAAGCACAAAUUGAACCUUUCUAUGAGAAGCGGGUCUACGAUGCCAUGCAAUCAAUCGUGAAUACUAUUCCGGCCGAGGACCUCGCAAUUCAACUUGAUAUUUGCUUCGAGGUUAUUGCUUUGGAGUAUGAUCAAGUAAGAAUGAAAGAUGUCUUCUUCAAGCCUAACUGGAGUCCUGUUCGACAAGGAAUAAUCGAUAGAAUUCAAAGAAUGGCUGCGAUUGUUCCCAAUGAUGUUCCGCUGGGUAUUCAUCUUUGCUAUGGUGAUCUUGAUCACAAGCGUUUCAUUGAUCCAGAGGAUCUGAAACUUUCCGUUGAUUUUGCCAAUGAUCUGGCGAAAGCCCUUCAGCCACAUCAGAUUGACUGGCUUCAUGUUCAUGUUCCAAAAGAUAGAGAUGACGUGAAAUACUUUGAACCCCUAAGGGAACUUAACUUGGGUCAAAAUCGCGAUUUGUAUCUUGGUGUCAUUCAUUUUGACGACGAAGAGGGGGACUUGAGACGUAUCAAGGCCGCACAGGCUGUGGUCCCCAAUUUCGGGAUCGGGACUGAGUGUAGUAUUGGAAGGACUCCAGCGGAACAGCUCGAAAGUCUGCUACAGGCUACAAGGAAGGUAAGUCGUUCCUUGUCAGCGUCUGUCUGA